UCCUCACUUAAACUCAUUCUCGGGUGUUUCAUGUUUGGGAGAUCAUGCAUUCGAUGCUUCAUCCAUUACUCAGUUACGUCUUUCUCAAAACCUGAAAAAAUACAUUUGGGUUGGGGUUUAGCAGAUGCAAUAGAGAUGGACAAGGAAGCCAAGAAGGAAGCUUUUAGGAAGUAUCUGGAGUCCAGUGGAGUGCUUGAUGCCCUCACCAAAGUACUUGUUGCAUUAUAUGAGCAGAACGACAAACCUUCCUCAGCAAUUGAGUUCAUUCAGCAGAAACUAUGUGGUCCAACUGUGCUUGAACAUGAAAGGCUACAAGCUGAGAUGUCAGAUCUGCAGAUAAAGUAUAAUGAACUUUUGGCGGCACACAAGAAAACCCGCCAGGAGCUUGAGGAACUUAGAAACUCGCAGCCCAUGGCAGCUUCUAAGAAUACAGUGGAUGCAGAGACCCCAAAGGAUGGAUUAUGAAGAAGCAUCCACCAUAGAUUCUGCACCAUAACAUAAUCAAUCAGCCAUUAGUUUGUAGAAAUUUGUUAUAUGAUUGAGAAUACUGAUUUCAAGUGUUGUAUGAAUCCUUUGUACCUCAGCCUUUUUAACUGGUGUUUGCACUAACUGAUGUUAUUACACCUUUUCUUAGGAGUAGUCUCCUUC
This is a messenger RNA of Telopea speciosissima, 648 nucleotides long. Its product is annotated as c-Myc-binding protein homolog. Gene Ontology annotation, cellular component: nucleus. Gene Ontology annotation, biological process: regulation of DNA-templated transcription. The record is from RefSeq and is a predicted model, not a curated record. The transcript has 5 exons. Lineage: Eukaryota; Viridiplantae; Streptophyta; Magnoliopsida; Proteales; Proteaceae. The coding region runs from base 31 to 465 and encodes 144 amino acids. Gene Ontology annotation, molecular function: transcription coactivator activity.